UAUUUUUCAUUAUCCCUUUUUAUAUAUAAUAAAAAUAUGUCUCGUCCUCAAGAAGAUGGUAUCAUUCGCUUCGGUGAUCAUGUUUCAAUCAAGCACGUCUCUACCAACCGUUAUCUUACUUCCCAACAAGGCACUUACGAAAGUGGUUCUUUCCAACAAAAGGUCUUCACUUUAGAAGGAUCUCCUAACGAUGAAAGCACCUGGAUUGUUCUUCCUCCUACCAUUACUGAAGAAGAGGCUGGUUACGAGGUUGGAUUCGAGGAUAGCAUUCGUCUCAAGCACGUGACUGACCGUGCCAACCUCCACUCUCAUGAGAUUGAGAGUCCCGUCUCUGGUCAACAAGAAGUUUCUUGUUUCGGUGAUGAUGACUCUACUGACGAAAACGAUGUUUGGAGAGUUGAACAAUACGAUCAAGAUGACGAGCAAUAUGACGAUUUCUGGCGUGUUGACCAACCCGUCAUUCUUCGCCAUGUUGCUACUGGUAAGCUCCUCCACUCUCAUGAGAUUUCUUUGGCUGAUGGCGAGAACGAAGUGACUGCUUUCGAAGGUCUCGAUGACAACGACAAGUGGGCCGUUUCUUUUGAUUAAAAAUUGUAUACCUAUUCCCCACACACACACAUUUAAAUAAACCACUUUUUUUUUUCUGUUUUAGUACUACACUAAA
Molecule: messenger RNA, 664 nt
Organism: Mucor mucedo
Lineage: Eukaryota; Fungi; Mucoromycota; Mucoromycetes; Mucorales; Mucoraceae
Product: MIR motif-containing protein
Exons: 4
Coding region: 37-588 (183 amino acids)
Source: RefSeq, a predicted model, not a curated record